GCGGGCCCCCCGCAGUGGCGGAGCUACGGCGCCGCCCCGUCUCGGGCGGGCGCACAAGAGGCGGGCCUGGCCGCGGGGGCGGGCCCAGGAGUUCCGCACGCUCGUCGGGGACGUGGGCGCCCCGCUGCUCCUGUUCUUCAUCGCCUCCGUGAUGUUCGCCUUCUGGUGGGAGGCGCCCCCGGUGCCCGUGCUGGUGACGCUGCUGGGGCUGGCCGUGUCCCUGAGGGCAGCGGCGCCGCACCACCCGGAGGACCACACCCUCUGCGAUCACCUGCCGAUGCUCAUUGUGAAGUUCGCGGCCGUCUUCGGGGUAUUGACGGGCUUGUACGCUUACGAGGCCCACUCAGCGUACUAG
Molecule: messenger RNA, 355 nt
Organism: Prorocentrum cordatum
Lineage: Eukaryota; Dinophyceae; Prorocentrales; Prorocentraceae
Source: the annotation of a GenBank genome assembly